This is a messenger RNA of Botrytis fragariae, 1035 nucleotides long. Its product is annotated as putative 3 -5 exonuclease protein. NCBI's taxonomy places the organism in Eukaryota, Fungi, Ascomycota, Leotiomycetes, Helotiales, Sclerotiniaceae. Gene Ontology annotation, molecular function: 3'-5' exonuclease activity; nucleic acid binding. Gene Ontology annotation, biological process: nucleobase-containing compound metabolic process. The record is from RefSeq and is a predicted model, not a curated record. Bases 1 to 1035 code for a protein of 344 amino acids. The transcript is spliced from 3 exons.
AUGAUUGCCAACGUGCCUUUGAUGGGCAAACAUGUGGAAGAUUCCCUCUUGGAAAAUGAGUCUGAUGAAGAGUCAUUUUACCCCCAGAUACCGAAUACGUCCGCUACUCUUCUUAAUUCCCCACAAAGACAACUUAAAAACAGCCGAAAAUUUAUUUCUGGAGUUGUUUUCCAUUUAAGACUCACCGGAAAGACUAUUUUCAAGGCACCAAACAUAAUUUAUACAAUCAUAGAUCUCAUUAAAGCCCUUACCACUGGAGUCAAAGAAAUGAAUAUUUCUACUAUCCCCACAAUCAGUCUUACCGACACUCCCGAAGGUAUCAUCGAACUCAUCGACUCACUGGGCCGUAGUGAUCUGCCCACUAGCCCACCCUCUGUCUAUAUCGACCUGGAGGGAAUAAACAUUGGUCGUAAAGGCUCAAUCGCGAUCCUCCAAAUCUACAUCCUCCCGAAUAAAAAGACCUUUCUCGUGGAUGUUCACAAUCUUCGUGAACAAGCAUUUUCCACUGCCAAUUCAUCUGGCCUUACCUUGAAAGCAAUCUUGGAGUCCACAUUUAUUCCAAAAGUCAUCUUCGACGUCAGAAAUGACUCUGAUGCUCUGUAUAGCCACUUCGGCGUAAAACUACAAGGGAUCAUCGACCUUCAACUCAUGGAGCUUGCAACUCGAUCUCACAGUCAGAAAUUUCUCAGCGGGCUUGGGAGAUGCAUGGAUAAAGAUCUUGUGCAAACUCCUGAAGAGCUCAAUGUUCGAAGCGCUAUAAAGAAGCGCGGAGUACAACUAUUUGCGCCAGAAAAGGGAGGAAGAUACGAGGUCUUCAAUGACAGGCCGCUUGAUCCAGCAAUCGUGGAUUAUUGUGUUCAAGAUGUCCAACUCAUGCCACAGUUAUGGAACAAUUACAAUUCAAAGCUUAGUUUAAUGGACAAGAGAUGGGCUACUAAAAUUGAGCGAGAAACAGAGGCUAGGCUUCUGUUGUCUCAGAGUCCAGGAUUCAAUGGGAAGGGACCGCAUAUGGCAAAAGCGCCACGCACGUGGUAG